ACUGUUUCUGAACGCAACCAUGUAUACGACCGAAUGAUUUUAUUACUGUAUCCAUUCGCCGACUCACUCACUCUCUUCUUUCUCAACAACUCCACGGUUAACAUCGCUCUGUAAUUAAUAUCCGUUUUUUAGUGAAAAUACACAGUUUUCAUCGAUAAAAAGUGACUUUUAAUUAUCCACCAACAUAAAUGGUGCCGAAACAAGUGUAGUUCGAGUAAAAGUUGCAAUAUUUCAAGAAACUUGACGCCGCGUGUGAAGUGCCGUUCGGACUUAAAAUCUCUCAUCGUGCGGAUAUAUCACCGAAAUAUUAACGCCAAGUCGCGCCUCACAGCAAACGAGAAAGUUUUUAGUGAUAUUUCAAAGCCGCCACAUCAAAUUGAGCAAAAUUUUAUUUUCACCGACCAAGCCCAUUCUCGGAAUUUGGUGAAUUCAAGGACAAACCGAAAAGGGGCAGAAUGAACAAUUUUGGAGCGAAGAUCAGACCAUUCACUCAAACAUCGUGAAACGUCAUUCGAAUCUGACAUCCGCCGUCAAUGUCAUAAUUGACACUUCAUUCUCUACUCCCUUGUUUACAAUUGAACAUCAAAAUGAAAAAUAAUACCAAAUCCAACGAAAUAAAGAAAAUAAAGGCACAGAUCGCGUGGUGUAAAGGAUAUACAACCAAAAUAGCAAAACUUUUAGACGAACCGGACAAGCCUUUAGACUCUGAAACAGCACAAAUUAGAUUGGAACAAACAGAAGCCAAUCUCAAAAAAUAUAACGACUUAGCGCUGGAGCUAGCCAUCUUGACUGAAAAGGAUUCAUCUGAAGAUUUUGAAGAAGAGGAUGAACACGAGGAGCGAACAAUAAUCGUCAUCUCGAGAUUACGGAAACUAACCUCAACAGUAUCGAAAACAACUACGUCUUCGUCAUCGUCGGAAACAACAGUGGAUACCACGGGCGUGACUAGUUACCAUGGUGGAGUACGGUUACCGGAAAUCGACAUUCCUGCGUACGACGGGAAGGAUUACACUAAAUACGUCGCAUUCAUCGAGCUCUUCGACGCGAUAAUAGACUCCAGUGACAAGUUGAAACCAGUGCAAAAACUUUUCUAUUUGAAAAAAUACCUAAAAGGUGAAGCUUUAGCCUUAAUAGAAGGACUUCCCUUAACCAGUGAAUCAUAUGGUAAAGCCAGAGAACUAAUUAAAUUGCGUUAUGAUAACAAAUUUUUAGUAAUAACAAAUCACAUUCAAGCUAUAAUAGAUAGCACACCCAUUGCAAAAGGUACUGCCAGCAACCUGAGGGAACUUGUUGCCAAUACUCGUCAGCAUCUAGGUGCUCUUAAAGCCUUAGGUCAGCCAAUAGAACAAUGGGACUUAAUUGUACUAACUAUUAUCUUAAAAAAGGUGAAUCAGUUUUCGUGCAGAGCCUAUCAUCAGGAACGGGACAGUGACAAGAUGCCAAAUCUUGAAGAUUUCUUGUCAUUUGUGGAGAGGAGAGCCAGCAGCUUUGAAGAAAGCCAGCAAAGUGAAGACUGUGACCUAUGGACAAAAAAGUUCGAGUUUCCUGGCAACAAGAUGCUUAGAGGAGCUGGCAGCAAGGUAUGAGACGGAGCUUCCUAAAGCAGCAGAGGUGAUCCGCA
This is a messenger RNA of Cydia pomonella (codling moth), 1621 nucleotides long. RefSeq lists its product as uncharacterized. NCBI's taxonomy places the organism in Eukaryota, Metazoa, Arthropoda, Insecta, Lepidoptera, Tortricidae. The transcript is spliced from 2 exons. Bases 588 to 1586 code for a protein of 332 amino acids. The record is from RefSeq and is a predicted model, not a curated record.